CCUCUGGUCGCUGACCCGCUCCUGGAGACCCAGGCCUUCGAUCCUCCGCAUCUCUUGCCGACAAGCAUGACGAGCGUUGCCCUGGAUGGAGUACAUCACCCGAGGGGUCUGCGGGCAGGAAGGGUGCCGUGAACGACGAUAUUAUCUCGAAAAUGGCCUCUGGUUCUGCAGGCGGGGUCAUCAGCAAGAGGGUCAACAAGUCGAGGAAGAUCCCGAUGACUUUGGCACGCAAGGCAAAGUCAGUCGCGUGAAGAAGGCCGCAGCUGAGAAGGCCCAAAAGACAUACCGGGGUCGCCAGGCGUAUACUCUAUUUUUACAAGUCUACCAAUUAGUCCUCUGGAAGCAAUGUCAUGAACUGGUGCAGAACGGCGGCUUUCCGUCUCAGUUCGAGGCCGUUGUUCGCGAUCUCUGGGCGCUCCGAUUGGAGACCUUCGCCGAGAAGAUUAAUGACCCUGCAGAUCUGGAUGAGGAGCCUGAAUUCUUCAGCUCCCAAGCAGCCACGGACCUUGACAACGUCGAGGGCUACAGGUCCAGAGCGAGGGAGCCGACAUGGCCUCGCCUCAUUGACAGUAUUGCUCUGUGCUACCUCGGAGCUCUCUUAAUGAGGCUGCCAGUGAGCGUUGGGGAUCUCCACCGCAUGAUGAUGCGUGGGGAUGUCCCUUUCAUCAGAAUCAUCAAGGAUAUCCCCCGGGAAAUGAGGGAUAAGUUACCCCCGGAGUUCAUUUCAAUUCUCGAGACCACGAGGCUACCCCAAGCCGAGCACCUUCAUGGGGUUAUCUCAGACCUUCUACUGCUGUACCACAGUAAAUUCAGCAUGCAAUUUCCAUCUUUGAACUGGCCUGUUAUGUUGUAUAGAUAUAUCAAAAGGCUCGCGCUUCCUAUUGAUGUUUACCCUGCCGUGAAGAGGUUGCAACAUCUCCUAGGUUUCACCUUUGAGUUUCCUACAGGCAUCGUCGGGAAAAGGAGAGCACUUCAUUUGCCUGAGCUGCAGCUAGUUGCUUUGAUCGUCAUCUCCACUAAACUUCUAUUCCCGUUUGACGAUCUUGAAAGAUAUCCUAGGUCUUUGAAAGAGCCUACGGUGCAAGUAAUUGAUUGGAGCCUCUGGGCACAGAUUCAGAAACAUUUUGACAGUCGAGAAACUUCUGCAGGCCAGCUUGGCAAGGGAAGAGAGGUUUUGGUGAAUGAGAAAGACGUAUUCAGCAUGACCCCGUCCCAAUUGGACGAGUAUAUGGAUUGGUACGAGAAUAGUUGGCUUGACGCCAGUAAGACAUCGAAUCCAUUGGCAGACCUCUUUCCGACCGGUCCAAUUACUGGGGAAAGCCAGCCUGCUUCUGCACCAACAUUGACAGAAGAGGAAGCUCUAGAAUCCAUGGUGAAGGAAUCUACCAGCCAGUUAAAAUCAAGAAGGGUCAUCUCGGAGGAUGAUUUUGAUACUCCCAGGCCAGGAUCUUCCUACGCGCGGUAUCGAACAGAGUCUGAUCUCCCAGAUACAGCGAGGUCAUUCUACGAGACAGCUGCGAAGGUGGCUGGGGUGUCGCUUCCUACACUCGUUAGGGCUGUGUCACAAGCAGAGAACAAGAUCACCCAGUGGCUUGAGGAGCAGCGGCGGGUUGAGUACUUCGGAGAUGCGUUAGAUACAGAGUUCAUUCGAGACUCUAGUACGGACAUGGAUUAUGAAGAGAGCAUAUCCGAGCCGGACGAUAGCGAUUGAGUGUGGGUCGGCAACCAUGUGUAUCGUGCAAUAAGAUCAGAUCAAAAGGAUGGUGUUAC
Messenger RNA from Aspergillus sclerotioniger CBS 115572, 1770 nucleotides. Its product is annotated as TFIIB-type zinc finger domain-containing protein. Gene Ontology annotation, cellular component: RNA polymerase transcription factor SL1 complex; RNA polymerase I core factor complex. Lineage: Eukaryota; Fungi; Ascomycota; Eurotiomycetes; Eurotiales; Aspergillaceae. Gene Ontology annotation, biological process: nucleolar large rRNA transcription by RNA polymerase I; RNA polymerase I preinitiation complex assembly. Bases 86 to 1711 code for a protein of 541 amino acids. Gene Ontology annotation, molecular function: RNA polymerase I core promoter sequence-specific DNA binding. The record is from RefSeq and is a predicted model, not a curated record. The transcript is spliced from 8 exons.